AUGUCAAUGGUGACCGGAUCAAGCAAGAAUGUUGCUGUAUCUUCAUUGAAAGGUUCUAAAGAGGAAAAUGGGAAAUGUGGUAAUAGAUCUUUGAGAAGAACUAUUUUUAAACCAAGCCAAAUUAAAAAUAACGCUAGAAAUGAAAAGUUAAGAUCACAAUUAAGAGACAAAUUUUCUUCACCAACAGAUAGGUUAUUAUCGCCAUGUUCUCAAAAAUUGAACCAAUACAAAGUUAAAAAAUUUGCAUAUUUGAAAAAUAAAAACAUCUCAGCAGGCAAUUCAGCAGCAAGCGGUAAGAAAGAACCAACAAAGUUGAGUUUCACAGAAACAAACACCUCUGAUUCAGAGUAG
Messenger RNA from Kazachstania africana CBS 2517, 351 nucleotides. RefSeq names its product Spo12p (gene SPO12). The record is from RefSeq and is a predicted model, not a curated record. Lineage: Eukaryota; Fungi; Ascomycota; Saccharomycetes; Saccharomycetales; Saccharomycetaceae. The coding region runs from base 1 to 351 and encodes 116 amino acids. The transcript has a single exon.